Molecule: messenger RNA, 2058 nt
Organism: Argentina anserina (silverweed cinquefoil)
Lineage: Eukaryota; Viridiplantae; Streptophyta; Magnoliopsida; Rosales; Rosaceae
Exons: 1
Coding region: 1-2058 (685 amino acids)
Biological process (GO): 7-methylguanosine mRNA capping; dephosphorylation
Molecular function (GO): mRNA guanylyltransferase activity; protein tyrosine/serine/threonine phosphatase activity; ATP binding
Source: RefSeq, a predicted model, not a curated record
AUGAUGGUUGCUAUGGACUUCGACUUGAAUAUGUUACCAGUACCCGAAGAAGAAGAUAAGCAAACUUUGGAAAGUGAUCAAGAACAAAUUUCCACGAUGUCACCGAACCUAGAAAGAACGCCAUUUGGGGUGGAUAUAGCACGCAACGAGAAUCAAGAGAGACAUAAACGAAUGAGACUAGAACAAUGUGCAGAUAGAUCAGAACUAGUGCAGAUGCAAACAUCCAUAUCCCAACCGCCUCCUGCACCACGAACUCGACCAGAAAAUUAUGCCAGGUCUCAUGACAUAUCGAAGCUACCUUCUGGGUGGUUGGAUUGCCCCCCGUUUGGUCAAGACAUACAUUGCAUGAUACCUUCUAAAGUGCCACUAGAUCAAUCCUAUAAUCGUGAUGUUCCUCCUGGUAAAAGAUACUCAUUCAAGCAAGUUUUUAAGAAACAAAGACACCUGAGUAGGAAACUAGGGUUGGUGAUUGAUUUGACCAGCACAUCGCGUUACUAUCCAACCUCUGAUCUGGUGAAAGAGGGUAUUAGGCAUAUCAAGAUUCCAUGCAAGGGGCGCGAUUCUGUACCCGAAAACCAUUUGGUGAAUAGGUUUGUCUAUGAGGCCAUACGAUUCGCAAGGAUGUACCCAAAUAGGUAUAUCCUUGUGCAUUGUACACAUGGACACAAUCGAACAGGGUAUAUGAUCAUACAUUACUUGAUGCGGACGCUACCGAUGCAUACAGUCAUUGAGGCCAUACAAACAUUUGCCAAAGCGCGCCCACCGGGUAUAUAUAAACCCGACUACAUUGAUGCUCUAUACUCAUUCUAUCAUGAAAGGAAGCCUGCAGAACUUGUAUGCCCACCAACGCCCGAGUGGAAGAGAUCUUCAGAAUUGGUUCCAGAUGGUGGCAUUCAUCAAUGUUCAGCAGCUCAGUUGAAUGAAAGUCAUCAGGAUAUGGAUACAGAUAUAAUGACAAAUGAUGAUACCUUGGGUGAUGAGAUACCUCCUGAACAGCAAGAGGAGUUGCGGUUGUUCUGCUGCCAAACUCUUAACCAGCGCGGGAAGUAUGUAAGCUCGAGAUUCCCAGGGGCACAUCCAGUUUCUCUCGGCAGAGAAAAGCUGCAGCUGUUGAGGCAGAGGUACUACUAUGCGACCUGGAAAGCUGAUGGGACACGAUACAUGAUGUUAAUAACCAAGGAUGGCUGUUACUUAAUUGAUAGAAAAUUCAAUUUUAGAAGAGUUCAAAUGAGGUUUCCUUGCAAACGCACAAAUGGUUUAGCUAGGAAUGGCCACCACUACACGUUACUAGACGGGGAGAUGGUGAUUGAUACUGAGCCAGGUUCACAGAAGAAGCAGAGAAGAUACCUAAUUUAUGACAUGAUGGCAAUCAACAACUGUUCUGUGGUAAAGUUACCUUUUCAUAAACGGUGGAAGAUGGUUGAGGAAGAAGUAGUUCAGCCCCGGAAUGAGCAGCGUCGAGUUCACCGAAGUACGAAUAAUCCUAACUACAGAUAUGACUUGGAACCAUUCACGGUGAGGAGGAAGGGGUUUUGGUUGCUCCAUACGGUUGAGAAGCUUCUGAAAGAGUUCAUUCCAAAGCUCCCAAAUGAUGCAGAUGGUAUUAUCUUUCAGGGUUGGGACGAUUCAUAUGUUCAGGGAGCAGAUGAAGGCCUUCUAAAAUGGAAAUAUCCUGCUAUGAACUCAAUUGAUUUUCUAUUUGAGGUAGGUGGUGAUGGCCGGCAACAGCUGUUUCUGAACGAAAAAGGACAGAAUAAGCUAAUGGACGGAUAUAGGAUUAGGUUUAAUGAUAGUGUAGAUUCUUUUUAUUUUGGAAAAAUUUUAGAGUGUUCUUGGGAUUCUGAGACAAGAGAGUGGGUCUAUAUGCGAACUAGGACUGAUAAAUCCAGUCCAAAUGAUAUCAAUACCCACAACAAGAUAAUGCAAAGCAUAAAGGAUAAUAUCACAGAGGAGGUCUUACUAAACGAGAUAAAUAAGAUCAUUAGAUUGCCUACAUAUGUUCAUAAAAUACAGAAAGAUAGCAAAGCAGCAGAGAAGCAGACGAGUUCAGCAAGGUAG